Molecule: messenger RNA, 1744 nt
Organism: Periconia digitata
Lineage: Eukaryota; Fungi; Ascomycota; Dothideomycetes; Pleosporales; Periconiaceae
Source: the annotation of a GenBank genome assembly
UCCCUUCAGCAACUCGUGGAACCAUUGCUCGCACAAUACCCUCUAUACCCUCUCGUCUUCCCCAGUCGACCCCGGAUUUGACCCCACCGGUCGCGCUGGAGUAACAGCACCAGCCACACAUCGCGCGUCCCACGUCCCGACCACUGCUCCCAGCGUACCUGCAUGCGCUCAACAUUGCUUGCAUACGUUAUCGGCUUCAUGUGUGUAUUGCGCAAGCCAGCCAACAUCGCCAACCACCAUCGCCGUCGUGCCGAGCGCACAUGCGACGUCAUCUCCCACCGUCCAAUCAACUUCUCGCUUCAGCCCACGUGCAAAAUUUGAACUGCGCGAGCUCCAUCCCGAAUCCGCUACAUUCGCUAUCAUGAAGUGGGGGCAAGCUUUCAAGACGGCUCUUCGAAAUGAAGGCUUUCCGCCCGAAUGGAUCGAAUCCGCCAUCUCAUAUAGUCAGCUCAAGAAAUGCAUCAACAGGUUGACCGAGGAGCUCAAGCAGAUGGGCUUGGACCCCGCCACCCUGGGCAAACUGCUCAAGCAUGUCGAGGACUACAACGCCUCGACCCAGACCGAUCUGAACCAUAGGCCCUUCGAAUACAUCCUUUCCGAUGGCUCCGACUCCAAGAAGACCUUCCAUCCCAAACUGCUCUUUUACGUCGAUGAAGCCACAGGCGGUCUGCACGGCGCAGCCCUCGAUGCUGAAACUAGAGAGAAACUGCAGAUGCUGGCUCUCGAGACUGGCAUCUCCGAUUUGAAAGUCGUCCAAGUUCCUGACCAUGGAGUCCUUGAAGAGCCCGUGCCAGUCGACUCUCCUCAAUCAGAACAAACAAACAUGUCCCACUCUCCGCGUCCUGCAUUCCGUACCGUUGAAAUCCCACUCACGUCUGACACCGAAUUCUUCACUACGCUAACCAAGCAACUCUCGGGCCUCGAGGCGCUGGAAAGCAAAGAAGAGAAGAGGAUGCACAAUGAGAUUGAACAUCUUGGGAGGCAGAUCGCCCGUUUGACAGAUCCCGACCGGAAAGCCAAUAAAAAAUUACUUGCCGUAUGGCGCCAGAUCUUUCAAACAUAUGUCGAACAGGAUAUUUUCUUCGGCGCUACCGAGCGAGAUCACGCCGCACGUGAUGCCGCCAAAGCCACUCUGCGCUUCGAGGAAUUCUGCACCAAGAUCGCUCAGACGGGACUUGUGGACAAGAUCAGAAAGAAAGAGGGUGCGCAGGCCCUCAACAUGUUUAUGCACAUCAAUCGUGAGAUUCUCCAAGGCCUGCGUUUUGGGGAAAUCAAUCACACUGCCAUGACCAAGAUCUUGAAAAAAUUCGACAAGCGCACUGCCCUCGGUGUCAAAUCUACUGUUCCGUCCACCAUCUCGUACCCCCAAUUCUCCCAACAACUCGCCAAAGCCGUCUGUGCAGAGGUCAACACACAGAUCCUUUCCCACGUUCCACAGUUCGAUGACUACAGUUGCCCCAUGUGUAUGGACUUGAAGUGGAGACCCGUGAAACUAGCGUGUGGGCACACUUUCUGCAUCAGGUGCCUCAUAGUCAUGCAGACAAAUAAGCAGAACCGCUGUCCGCUUUGCAGAGAAAUCACGGUAUCUGGGGCGAAUUCCGAUAAUUUGGAUGAGGAACUUGCCGCUUUCCUCAAGAAGUGGUUUCCAGAGGAGGUAAAAGCAAAGCAGAACUACAACGAGCUUAUGGCGGGUGUCGAUGCAUACGGCGAAGUUUACACCAGGGAGAAAUGCAUCGUCAUGUGA